UUGAAAAUGUCAGAUGAGGAGCCAGAUGAUGAAGAUGACGUUGAAGAUCAGAAGGAUGAUGCUGAAGAGAAAGGUGGAGACGAGGGGGAAGGGGAGGAUGAGAAGGAAGCGCCAGAGGAGGAGGAGGAAGAGCACCCAGUCUCAAACCCUCUCACCGAGGAGCACAUGAAGGAAGGACUUUCGAUGUUAUGUAAAACUGGCAAUGGCCUGGCUCAUGCAUUUGUGAAAUUAGAGGUCAAAGAAAAGGAACUGACAGACAUCAACCUCAUUCAAGGCUUCAUCCACUUACGUUAUGUAGACCUGUCCGAAAAUCUGCUCCGAGACCUGUCCCCAUUGUCAGGACUCACACAUCUGCUGUGGCUGAAAGUGGAUGGCAAUCGGCUAACUAGUGCCGGCCUGGAUGAGCUGAUAUACCUGCAGCAUGCCAGCUUUGCUAGCAAUCACAUCAAGGACAGCAAUGGCAUUGGCCACCCACGGCUAGUCAGUCUCAACCUGAAAAGUAAUGAGAUCGAGGCGAUAACAGGACUGGAUCCAGACAAGCUGUCAAAUCUGCAGACAAUCGAAUUGCGAGGAAAUGGCCUAAAGUCUACAGCUGGAUUCUGUUUGCCCAAGCUCAAAACUCUGUACCUGGCCCAGAAUGCCAUUACCGUAAUAGAGGGCCUGGAGGACCUGGGGCAGCUCACAACUCUGCAUCUGCGCGACAAUCAGAUUGAAACACUGGAUGGCUUCUCAGCAAGCUUGAGGUCUCUCCAAUAUCUCAACCUACGGGGGAAUGGGAUUGCACAGCUCCAGGAAGUGUCGAAGCUGCUGGUGCUGCCCAUGUUACGAGCCCUGGUCUUGCUAGACAAUCCUUGCUCGGAGGAGGGGGACUACCGAGUGGAAGUGCUGGUGAUCCUUCCACGCCUUGAGCGCCUCGACAAGGAUUUCUUUGAAGAGGAUGAACGGACGGAUGCUGAGGAGCUACGACAGAGGCGCCGGGAAGAAGAGCUGGAACUAGAGAGAGAGAAAGAGAGAGAGAAGGAGAUGGAGAUGGAAGAAACGGAUGACCUCGCUCAGGAGGAGGAUGUGCCAGAAUGACACAAGAGUGCCAGUCCCCAGACAGGGCGUUUGCCCAGAGCCGCUUUUUUUCGGAGCUCAGCUGCUGCCAGCUGGCUCGCGGAGUGGAGCAGGAGCUGCAGCCCGCCUUGCAAAGCCUCCUUCCUGCGCUGUGCAGCGCCGACCCAAGGAGUGCUGCUUCCCUGGCGCGCAGUAACAGAAAGGUGCCGAGAGACAGAGGAGCGUCUCUGUGCUUUGAAUGGGAUGUGAUUUGAUGCAUGUGACUGUGGAUUAAAAAAAGGAGGGCAGGAAAAGAAGUCUGACGGA
Lacerta agilis (Sand lizard) is the source of this 1362-nucleotide messenger RNA. RefSeq names its product leucine rich repeat containing 23 (gene LRRC23). The transcript has 7 exons. NCBI's taxonomy places the organism in Eukaryota, Metazoa, Chordata, Lepidosauria, Squamata, Lacertidae. Gene Ontology annotation, cellular component: cytoplasm. The record is from RefSeq and is a predicted model, not a curated record. Gene Ontology annotation, molecular function: protein binding. The coding region runs from base 7 to 1077 and encodes 356 amino acids.